AUGGCUGCUGAUCUAUCGCGUCAACUAGCCGACGGGGCUAAUGACGGCACAACGAUCGGCCCGCAUUCACCACCGCUGAUCGCAGCCUCUGCCGUCUCCUCGCCGGAUGACGGGGAGACAAUAUUCAGCGGCGAGACUCAGCUCGACAACAUCGCAUCCACCGUCGCCACCUCAACCGCCCCCGACGAUGACAAGCCUAACCACAAGGGUGAGCAAGAGGUGGGCGAAGAGCAAGGCCUGUGCGACAAGAAGAUUGAUAAGGCUGCGCACGAUCUGGCGUACACCACUGGCGGAGCGGAGCCCAUCUCGGGAACGGCGCCCGUCUCGGGAACGCAGCGCUAUCCUACUGAGCUAGUAGAGCUUGACGUUGAGGGCGAAAACAUCCCAUCUAGCUUUAGCGUCAAGCUCGCUGCUUUCAAGCGUCAUUCGCCUCUUCUCGCCUCCAUCCGAUCUAUGCUUCCUGGCAACAUUCGGUCAUGCACGCCAGAACCAGAUCUCGCUCCAGUCCAUGGGCCGCCCGAAUUCCACUGCGGGACUCAAGAACACGACGACCCCCUCAGCGCCCAGAUUGGGCUUGGUAACCAUGUCCCACGAUGGGUACCCGGCUCCGUCCUGACCUACGUCAUCUGCACCGAGACGUUUCUGGACCCUUACGAUGCGGUCUUCACUGCCAUCGAGCUCGCCAAGGCCAUAUCCAUGUGGAAGAGCAUUGGUGUCACUUUCAAGCAAGUCACGCGGCGAUACAGCGCGGCCAGCUUCCGGGUCGUUUACAGGGACCUGCCAGUCAACAACCAAAAAGACACACUCGCCAGCGCCUUCUUCCCCAACACAGAUCAUCCUGAAGAGCGCACUCUACACAUUUACGCCCUGGCCUUCACUCAGUACCACAUCAACAACCAAGCCAACUUCCUCGCCCACGAGAUCGGGCAUAUCCUCGGCUUCCGCCAUGAAUUCUCCAGGGAGGAGGAGCCACUUUUCUGGUCCGCCACGUGGGGGAACCGAAACCCGAACAGCGUGAUGUCUUACUACCAUGACUCGGGUCUAUGGCAGGUGCAGAAGCAGGACCUCAAGGAGCUAAAGUCCUUCUACGAUUCAUCCAUGAAGACGUACAAGAGGCGGCCGGUCCGCAACUUCAGGCCACAGAGCUCCGUGUACACAUGA
Messenger RNA from Ilyonectria robusta, 1161 nucleotides. RefSeq lists its product as uncharacterized. The coding region runs from base 1 to 1161 and encodes 386 amino acids. The record is from RefSeq and is a predicted model, not a curated record. NCBI's taxonomy places the organism in Eukaryota, Fungi, Ascomycota, Sordariomycetes, Hypocreales, Nectriaceae. Gene Ontology annotation, molecular function: metallopeptidase activity; zinc ion binding. Gene Ontology annotation, biological process: proteolysis. The transcript is spliced from 2 exons.